AUGACGACGACGACGAGCCACUAUGAGGCCAUUAUCGUCGGGUCCGGACAGGGCGGGGGCCCGCUGGCACUGGCAUUUGCCAAGGCGGGCCGACGCACGGCGCUGAUCGAGUCGACGCACGUUGGCGGGACGUGCAUCAACGAGGGCUGCACGCCGACCAAGACCAUGGUGGCCAGCGCCCGCAUCGCCCACCUGGCCUGCCGCGCCCAGAGCUACGGCGUGCAGUUCAAGCGGUCCAGCCUGGUGCUGAACAUGGACACGGUGCGCAAGCGCAAGCGCGACAUGGUCGACAGCUUCCGCGGCAGCAGCGAGAACCGCUUCAAGACCGCCGAGAACCUCGACCUCAUCAUGGGCAAGGCCCGGUUCACGGGGCCCAAGACGCUGGAAGUCGUCGAGCAUGAUCAUCGUGAUGACAACAAUAACAACAGCAGCAGCAGCAGCAGCAGCAGCAGCCCGUUCCUCACUCUCACCGGCGACCAAAUCUUCAUCAACGCCGGCUGCUCCCCCGCGGGCCUGACGGCCAAGAACGCCGACAAGACCGAGGGCCUGCUCACGUCGACCACCAUCAUGGAGCUGGGCGAGGUGCCGCGCCACCUGGCCAUCAUCGGCGGCGGCGCGGUCGGGUGCGAGUUCGCGCAGAUGAUGAAGCGGUUCGGCGCCCGGGUCAGCCUGAUCCAGCGCCAGGACCAGCUGCUGCCGCGCGAGGACGCCGACGUGGCGGACGAGAUCCGCAACAUCUUCGCCGGCGCGGGCAUCGACGUCUACCUGGGCGCCACGGUCAAGGAGGUCUCCAACGUCACGCUGGGCCAGAUCGUCGUCUCCCUCACCCAGGGCGACGGCACGCCCAAGUCGCUGCUGUGCUCGCACGUGCUGGUGGCCGCGGGCCGGACCCCCAACACGGCCGACCUGGGCCUGGCCCGCGCGGGCAUCGAGGUGGACGGCCGCGGCUUCAUCAAGGUGGACGAGCACCUUGCCACCACGGCCCCGGGCGUCUGGGCCCUGGGCGACAUCAAGGGCGGCGUGCAGCAGACGCACGUCAGCUACGACGACUUUCGGGUGCUGCGGCACAACCUGAUCACGCACGCCGACGGCAACGAGCGGGCGUCGAUCCAGGGCCGCCUGGUGCCCUACACGACAUUCAUCGACCCGCAGUUGGGCCGCGUGGGCAUGACCGAGAAGGAGGCCCGCGCGCUGCCACAGCCCCGGAACGUCAAGGUGGCCAAGAUGCCCAUGGCCUACGUGGCCCGCGCGCUCGAGAUGGACGAGACCAAGGGCUUCAUGAAGGCCGUGGUCGACGCCGACUCCAAGGAGAUCCUGGGCUUCGCCUGUCUGGGCAUCGAGGGGGGGGAGAUCAUGAGCAUGGUCCAGUUGGCCAUGUUGGGCGGGUUGACCUACGACGAGUUGGAAAAUGCCAUGUUCGCGCACCCGUGCUUGAGCGAGAGUCUCAACAAUCUCUGGGGAUUUCUGGAGUGA
This is a messenger RNA of Fonsecaea erecta, 1473 nucleotides long. RefSeq lists its product as hypothetical. The transcript is spliced from 2 exons. Bases 1 to 1473 code for a protein of 490 amino acids. Gene Ontology annotation, molecular function: oxidoreductase activity; flavin adenine dinucleotide binding. NCBI's taxonomy places the organism in Eukaryota, Fungi, Ascomycota, Eurotiomycetes, Chaetothyriales, Herpotrichiellaceae. The record is from RefSeq and is a predicted model, not a curated record.